GAGAAUUCAAAUGACACCGCUUCGAGCGAAAAGCUGCAGGGUACUUUCUCUAGCAUAGCUAAGGAUAACAAGAGCGGACUUAAUGUCGGGGACCCGAGCUUACGUACCGACCAGUUUAUGGAUUCCUCCGCUGCCGUCAACGAAGCCCUCCACAUAGCCACCACAACUACAUCUUCUGGUCCAUGUUUAUCUGGGAUCGGACUUAAGCAUGGUGAUAAGACAGUGCCGACCGGCCCGAUUGUGACUACAGCUUUCUCAGGUAUUGGCCCAGCCAACGUCAACUCAGAUACUUUUGCCUCCAACUCUCGACUUAUCAAAGGCGCUGCCAAAGACGGCUGGAAUGACCAAGAGACCCUCCUACUGUUAGAAGCACUUGAAAUUUACAGGGACGAUUGGAAUAAGGUUGCCGAACAUGUUGGCAGCCGCACUCAAGAGGAGUGCAUUCUCCACUUUCUCCGCCUUCCAAUUGAAGACGCCUAUUUAGAGGGCUGUGAUCCCGGCUUGAUGCAGAUGACUGCCCUUGCUGAUGCCAGUCCACCAGGGCUUGGGCCACCCUUCUCGCAAGCCGGUAAUCCCAUUCUUUCUACUGUUGCUUUUCUGGCAGCCGCUGUUGAUCCACGCGUGGCAGCCGCAGCUGCCCAAGUAGCGUUAACUGAAUACGCCCGCCUCCGGGAUGCCGUACCGAUAGGUCUUCUUUCUGAACAUAAGGCUCGCCUCGAAGAAGCUGUGACCAAGGCCUCUGCUUGUGCACCUUCUACGCCUAAUACAAUAUCGGGACAUUCCGCAACUGGUGCGGCACACGCUGCUUCUGUGCCUAGCUCACUGAUUUCUUCCGCAUCUGCCAGUUUAGAAGCAGCUGAACAGGAAAAAGAGACAAUUGUGGCAAGGCCUGUCAGCAAAGAACCUUCUAACUAUACAGAAAAGUCAGCAUCUGAAUGUGCUAUCAAGAAACUUGAUGAAAAGAAUGGCGAUAAAAAGAAGAAACUUACUAAGUCAGCUAAGAAGAAGAAAAAAUUAGGCAAGCAUUCAGCUAAAAUGGGAGAAUUAGAUGCAGAAGUGUUAUCUGGCGUAACUUCGAAAACGGGAGUGGAUGGCAAAGGAGUCGACACUGGAGAUGAGGAAAUGAAAGAAGCGCUUUCAAAGAAAGGGGAAGAGGAAGAGGAGGAAGAGGACGAAGGUGAUGAAGAAGAAGAGGAUGAGGAUGAUUACGAUGGGGAGGUCAAAGAAAAGACAAAGGAAAUAGAUAAAGAUCAGCCUGAAGAAAUUGUGGAAAAUAUCUCUCUCACUGACAGAGCGACACUUGGUAAGCUUGAGGAAGAUGCUGAUCAAUUAGAAAUUACUCAAAACACGACACGCAGCUCGGCUGGUAAAGCACAUUGUGAAUCGAAGGCGAUUAUCGGUCGAAUUGAGCGCACAGGUGUCAUGGGAAGUACUCCUGAUGAAGCAGCUACAACAGGGAGGACCUCGACUCCAACCACAACAUCGUCUGGUGUUGUUGGUUCAUCACCUAGCUCAAGCUUGAUUGUUCAAUCAAUUGAAGCCAGAAGGACUGUAUUACCACCAAAUCCGGAUAGCCUAGGUACUGCGGCAGCUUGUGCCCUUGCUGCAGCUGCAACAAAAGCUCGUCAUCUUGCCAGUGUUGAAGAGAAACGAAUCAAAGGACUAGUGGCCCAACUUGUGGAGACACAGUUGAAGAAGUUGGAUAUUAAGCUAAAACAAUUCCAGCGAUUUUUCACGUGUACAAUGAUAGCGUUCAUUUAA
Protopolystoma xenopodis is the source of this 1761-nucleotide messenger RNA. The record is from the annotation of a GenBank genome assembly. Lineage: Eukaryota; Metazoa; Platyhelminthes; Monogenea; Polystomatidea; Polystomatidae.